This is a messenger RNA of Triplophysa rosa, 5077 nucleotides long. RefSeq names its product BicC family RNA binding protein 1b (gene bicc1b). Gene Ontology annotation, molecular function: RNA binding; protein binding. The record is from RefSeq and is a predicted model, not a curated record. NCBI's taxonomy places the organism in Eukaryota, Metazoa, Chordata, Actinopteri, Cypriniformes, Nemacheilidae. Gene Ontology annotation, cellular component: cytoplasm. The transcript is spliced from 21 exons. The coding region runs from base 72 to 2948 and encodes 958 amino acids.
UUGAGUAACGGAGAGCCCGCGGUCAGGAUGAUCUGAGAGCUGCGGAGAAUCAGCGGUGCUCUGCGACAGUCAUGGCCGCUCAGCGUGAAGCCUUCAGCGGAUACUCACAGCAGUCUGACCCGGGCUCGAACAGCGAGCGCAGCGCCGACUCUCCUCUGCCCGGGUCUGAGGAUGACUCCACCGGACCCGCCGCGCCGCCGGAUCCCGAGUGGACCGAGGAGAGGUUUCGAGUGGACCGCAAAAAGCUGGAGAUCAUGCUAUUAGCUGCCACUGAGGGCCGGGUCAACGGAGGUGAGGACUUCUUUCAGAAGGUCAUGGAGGAGACGAAUACUCAGAUCGCAUGGCCUUCCAAACUGAAGAUCGGUGCCAAAUCCAAGAAAGAUCCACACAUUAAAGUUAGCGGAAAGAGGGACAAUGUAAAGGAAGCCAAAGAGAAGAUCAUGUCUGUCCUGGAUACAAAGAGUAAUCGUGUGACUCUAAAGAUGGACGUCUCGCACACCGAGCAUUCACACGUCAUCGGGAAGGGAGGAAACAACAUCAAGAAAGUGAUGGAGGACACGGGCUGUCACAUCCACUUCCCUGAUUCCAACCGCAACAAUCAGGCCGAGAAGAGCAACCAGGUGUCUAUAGCUGGACAGCCGGGAGGAGUCGAGGCGGCCAGAGCCAGAAUUCGGGAGUUACUUCCUCUGGUGUUGAUGUUUGAACUGCCGGUGUUGGUGCAGAUGAAUCCUGACCCGAGCUCUCCUGCCAUCCAGCACAUCUCACAGACGUACAACAUCUCUGUGACCUUCAAACAGAGAUCCAGACUCUACGGAGCGACGGGAGUCGUGCGGGGCUCGCAGAACAAUGUAGCAGCUGUGAAGAGGGGUACGGCGGUGUUGCUGGAGCAUCUCGCGGGGAACCUGGCCAGCGCCAUCACGGUCAGCACACAGCUGGACAUCGCCCCGCAGCAUCACCUCUUCAUGAUGGGACGCAACGGCAGCAACAUCAAACACAUCAUGCAGCGCACGGGGGCUCAAGUUCACUUCCCCGAUCCCAACUGCCCUCAGAAGAAAUCCACCGUGUAUGUGCAGGGAAACAUCGACUCGGUGUGUCUCGCCCGACAGUACCUGAUGGGCUGUCUGCCUCUGGUGCUGAUGUUUGAUAUCAAAGAGGACAUCGAGGUGGAACCACAAUGCAUAACAUCACUGAUGGAGCAACUGGAUGUGUUCAUGAGCGUCAAACCAAAACCCAAGCAGCCCAGCAAGUCUGUGAUAGUGAAGAGUGUGGAGAGGAACGCUCUGAACAUGUAUGAGGCCAGACGCUGUCUGUUGGGUUUAGAGAGCAGUGGUGUGUCCGUUGCAGGCGGUUGCAGUGAUCCUCAUCUAUCAUCUCCGGCUCUCACCUGUCCUGUGGGACUCGACAUACUCGCCUCCACCGGCCUCGGCCUCACCAGCCUGGGCCUUCUGGGACCUGCGACCGCCUCUAUGACCAGACCCUCCACCAACUCUCUUCUGAAUGCUCUCAACAGCUCCAUCAGCCCGUUACAGACGCCCACCUCUGGGUCACCCAGUCCAACUCUCUGGUCCAGUCUCACCAGCACCGCAGGUUUCUCGUCACCCUUGAUGAUCCACCCGGCCACACAGGCCACACUGACCAGCAUGCUGUUGUCCGGAGUGACGGGCUACACCCAGAACACCCCCUCGCCUCCGCCCGGUCUCGCUCCUAUAGACGCUCAAGUGUCUGGAGUAUCAGACUGCAGUAAAUCCAUGUCCUCCCUCAGCAGCAAACAGUCCAGCUCAAUGUACAGAAUAUCUGCGGCGUCUUUGGCCGAGAAGGUUCUGAACGGCGCUCAUGAAUCUGUGCAGGACGCCAGCGGUCACCUUGCUUCUGAACCGCUGUCCAGCAAAUCCAGCCAAGAUCAAGGUUCAGAUACAUUUGUGGAGGUGGGCAUGCCCCGCAGCCCCUCUCACUCUGGGAACAGUAAUGAACUGAAGCAGAUGUUGGCGUCAUGUAAGACGACCUCAGGAAAGAGACAAGCCCUGGAACUGUUACAAGCCACCAAGAGCUCACUGCUACACUCAGACUCUCUGUUGUCAGACUCUGACUCCAGCGCUUCUGAGAGUCCUGAUAAACGUGCUCCAGGCAGUGAAAGAGCAGCGGAACGGGCCGCCCGUCUGCCGCCUCAGUCCUCCUUCUCUGACAUGCAGGUGAUGAACGACUCGCAGCCUGCUUUUGACUACGAGCAAAAGAAGUUAUUGGCGACCAAAGCCAUGUUGAAGAAGCCGGUGGUAACAGAGGUCCGCACUCCCACUAACACAUGGAGCGGUCUUGGCUUCUCAAAGUCCAUGCCUGCAGAAACCAUUAAAGAGCUGCGCAGAGCAAACCACGUGUCCUAUAAACCCAGCAUGUCCACUACAUAUGAGGGGUCGCCGCUGGCUCUGUCCCGCUCCAGCAGUAGAGAGGGGAUGGCGAGUGGCAGUGACUCUGAUAACUGGAGAGAGAGAAAUGGGAGCGGGCUCCCAGCACACCCUGACUUCACAUCUCCCAUCAGCCCCAAAAGAAAGCAGAACAAAACCGAGCACUAUCUGAGCAGCAGUAACUACAUGGACUGCAUCUCUUCAGUGAUGGGGACAAAUGGCUGUAAUCUCAACAUAUCGCUCAGAGGAUCGGAUCUGCCCGAGCUCUUCAGCAAACUCGGCCUCGGAAAAUACACGGAUGUGUUCCAGCAGCAGGAGAUUGAUCUCCAAACGUUUCUCACGCUGACCGAUCAGGACCUGAAGGAAUUGGGCAUCACCACGUUUGGAGCCCGCAGGAAAAUGCUGCUCGCCAUCUCAGAGCUGAACAAGAACAGAAGAAAGCUUUUCGAAUCGCCCAACAUCCGCUCCUCAUUCCUGGAAGGGGGCGCCAGCGGUCGACUGCCACGCCAGUUCCACACAGAUAUGGCCAGCGUGAGCGGCCGCUGGUGAACCCGUCCAAACAAGCCAAACUGCACGAAACCCCAUUCCCAACUACAAGCUGAUGUACAGCGAUGGACCAAACCCGGACCUUCUGAAACUGUGCCAAAAAUAUACAUGUCCAAGUGUUUUAUUCAGUGUGCUACUGGUGUUAUAAUGAAGGAAAUGAAGUGAAGGUUCAGGACUUUAUUUAUAAGCAUGUCUUGGCCUUUGUCAUACUAUUCUUUGCACUUUAAGAAUACUAAGUACUUUGUCUACGGACAGAUGCUUGUCUGAUCCGCCCGACUCCAUACGCUUGGAUCUCACUUACAGCACUUAAAUGGACAUCAAGCCAAACUCAAGUGUUCUGCACGAAAUGAAUCUCAAACCGCUGCGACACUGCAGUGAAAUCUGUUGAAUUGAGUCAUGUUUCAGUGAAUGUGAUGUUUUCAUUUCUCCAAUUUCAGGAGAAACACCUGAAGUCGAUACUGAAAUGAAACACAGCUGAGAACUCCAUCAAAUCACCUGAGCUAUGAAAGAGUAACACCUAAGCAAUAACAUCCUCCUCUGGGCUCUCUGACAAGAGACACACUCUUCAAAAUAAAGGUCCUGAUGAGGGUUCUCCACAGAGGAACCGUAUUUGAUUCCCCAAAGAACUGUGCAGUCAAAGGUUCCUAAAAGAAAAAACAGCACCUUCAUGGUUUCUCAAUACUAAUAAACCCAACAGUAGAUCCGUUAAAUAGAACAUUGUGUUGUCAGCGUUCCUCCAGCAUGCUUCAUCUAAAUUCAUUCAUAAGAGUUUUUAAGCUCAUGUUGAAUCUGUCAGUAGCAGAUCUCUCUCUCUCUCUCUCUCUCUCUCUCUCUCCCCCCCUCUCUCUCUCUCUCUCUCUCUCUCUCUCUCUCUCUCUCUCUCUAACUCUCUGUCUCUCUCACUGACAGAAGUGCAAAUUACGGCAGCUCAGUUUCAACCACAUUCCUCAAUGCCACCGACCACAAGUCCUAAAAACACAACCUCAUCUUUGAGAAACCUUGGAAUUCAUCUUGACUCGAUCUCUUCUCCAAACUACCUCCCUGAUUCCGCCCGUCACGUCCAGAGCGCCACCAAAGUCUGCUCGUGUUUGGUUUAUAGAAGCGGUUUGAUCGUGCUGUAUCUCACGGCGCUCUCUCUGUGUUCUUCAGAGAACAUCUCCAAAGCGAGUGUUGUCCCAUCUAAAGCUGUGAACGUUGCUCUCUGAAGGAUUCAAACCACCCGAGUGCCUUUUCUUUUGCACUGACAGUUUUUCCAAAGUCAUGUUGUUUUAACAUGUCCCAGUGUGUUGCUUUAUCUUUACACGUACGAUAUGUAUUUACACCUCUCAUUUAACGUCAAACUCAUGUACCUGAUAUGUGAUAGAGGUACUGUUUAAAUGUGUAUUGUUGUUAUAGCAUUUAGUCUUAUUUCUGCUUGAUAUUUUACAGGCGGUAGCAAGCAAUCAAUCCGUUAGUUUUGUUUUGUUUUUAUGCUUUGAAAUUGAAUUUUGACUGACAAAUGAGUGAAACAACAUGUGUUUCCUAGAAGAAGAAGAAGAAUAGUCAUUUUGAAAUGCGACAGACUAUGCAAAGAGUCACUUUGCCAUUUUAAAUGUAUUGUUUUAAGCACAUAUGUUUCUGUGGUUUAAUCUUUGAUUUAUUUGAAGCGAAUCAGUUUUAGAUGCCGCUUUCAGUAUAUCUCAGUAUAUCUAUAUUUUAGAGCUUUCUACACAUCAAAUGUUAUUUUAGCGAGAGACCGACCGUAAUUCAUUGAUGGAGUUGUUUUUUCAUGUCAUUUCUGACAUGGCCUCGUGACCGGGGUCAGCACAUUUUUCAGUAUCUUGGUCAAGUGUCACGUGUAAGCUCUGGGUUCGGAGGGUACAUACGUACACAACAUGCACAAAUGCACAGAUCGGUGAUUGUGAAGAGAGGGAUACACAAGCACAUUCAUCCAUAUUGUUCUGACAGACGUCUUUACGGCCAGUGCCUUGGGAGUGACUUUAAAUAUCUGUCUGUGAACUCUGCAGAUUUAGUAAAAUCCUCCAUUGUAAUGUUUUGUUGAUGUUGGGUCAUACCUUUGUAUACAGUGAUGUGUUUCCGCUGAAUGUUGUUUAUAAAUCAGAAGCGUCGUUACAGAUGAAUAAAGUGUAUGU